Cylas formicarius (sweet potato weevil) is the source of this 1861-nucleotide messenger RNA. RefSeq lists its product as uncharacterized. Lineage: Eukaryota; Metazoa; Arthropoda; Insecta; Coleoptera; Brentidae. The transcript has 4 exons. The record is from RefSeq and is a predicted model, not a curated record. Bases 84 to 1658 code for a protein of 524 amino acids.
AGGUGCGGGUGUUUUGUCAUAGACUGUCAAAAAACUUACCUGACAGGCAACAUGUCAACGCUGCCAAAAUAUACCGUAGUUUUAUGAUGAAGGUGAAUGUACUCUAUAUAACAAAUAUAUUAAUUUUAUUAUUUAUGUGUGUACUCACUUACACUGUUGCGGAGGAGGAUGGAGAAAUCGAGACGAUUCACGAAAGCUAUCGACCCCGUCACAAAGGAAGCCAUCCGCGCAGAUCCGGUCGCAGGAAACAUGGCAAAAGGAGCGCGUUUAGUGAUCAGUGCGCCAUCAUGUACAAAAACGAAGAACCCGUCGGCAUCCUCGAGCCAUUCGGCGAGAGUUACCGACUGUUGCCCGUCGAUGGUCAAAAAAUCGACGUUGAAAUAUCCCCCGUAACGAAACGGAAAAAGUCGACGUCUGCAGACGACGCCUACGGCGACGCCCGCGACACCAGGUACCCGUACAUAUUCGCCAAGUUCAAGAUCGACAGCAGGAUGGAGAAAAACGCGGCGGGCAGGAAACAGAGAUCGGCGCGAGUCGACAACAGGAAAUCCCUGUUUGACAGCGAUCAACUCAAUUCGUUGCAGAGGGCGCUGUCGAAGGUGAAAUCGGGACAGGGCAAGGCCGACUCUGAUAUCAGGAGCGUGCUUUCCGACUUGGGAUUGGUCGACGGCGCGGCGGAAGUGGAAAAACGGGACGCGGACAAAGGAAAGAAGAAGAAACAAGAAAAGUCGUCGGCAGUUAAACGAAGCGAGAGGGCGAAGAAGUCCGACGAGGCCAGGAUCGAUUUGUUAGAUGAGCAAUCGGAUAGGGAGAAGCGGGAGCAAAUGGAGGCGGAACUCGAGGGACAGAUCAAGGCGAAGCUGGCGAAGAUCAAAGACGAGGUGAAGAGGGAAAUCGAAGAGAUGAAAUCGGGCGCCGUUGAGGAGCAAGACGCGAACAAGCAAAGGAAGAAGAGGUUCGCUUCGAGCACGUUGAUCGACGAAGAAACCAGCGAUAUCGAUCCGGUGUUAAACGUCGACGAAAAAUUGAGGCCUUACAGGAGACGAAGACGAAACGUAGCGUUCGAAGGUCUAGAAAACGUGGCGCCCUCGCGCGUCCUACUCCGGAACAUAAAACAAGCGGACGCCGACGACUACGUCGAAAACGCAGAUUCCUGCGGCGAAGGCGGCAAAUGCCCUCCCAAAGGCCAAAGGAAAUCCCGCGAAAACGACGACUAUGACGUCGACGUAGACGCACCUGCCCGUCUAGCGGACGAAGAAGAGAACUACGACGACGAUGACGGCGACGGCGACAUCGACGACGCGAACCCGAUGCUCGAAGACGGCAAGUACCGUCUCGACAUCCGUCCCGACGUCUACCGCGUCAAGUCCGAGACGUUCGAAGAUGACGCUGGGUCGCCAGUUGAAAAACGUAACGCCCCCGACGCCAUAGAUAUUGACGAGCCCCAGCUGAGGCACCUGAUCGCCGUGAGGGGGAGGACCAUGCUGCCGCGUGACGCGCACGCGCGUUCGAGGAGGAUGACGGGGGAGGAACAGCAGCUUCGUCUCGAAGAUAUGCCCGGGGAAGAUUUGUUUGGGCCGUUGCAGCACGGCUUCGACGCGGAAAGAGUCAGGUACAAGAGGGUCAAGAGGAACGACAAGCAUCGCCGUUCGGGAUAGUGAUGAGAGGGGUUAACAUAUAGGAGUCAAGAGUGCUUACACUGUCGUCAUGGUCGGAUAAUAAAGCUAGUCGAAAAAAUACUAAAAUAGCGUUUAAUUUUUUUAUGUAUUUUCUCGUAACUCUGUAACUCGUGGGCCCAGUUAUUCAGCCAAUUUCGACAAGUUUGCGAGGAAAUUUUCAUUUAAAGGGAGGCGGUUAUUAA